GUGUAUGCCUUCUCUGUGUAGAGGCAUUUGUUCAGCACUAAGCAUCCAUUCUCACUUUUGAAAUCAUGGUAUCGUCAUGGUGUGAUAGUCCGAUUUCAUAGUAUUGUUUUUCAAAGCUGAUAUUUUAAUUUCACAUGCUCCGGUGGUGUUACAUCCAUUGUCAAAUGUUAUAUUAAUUUUAGACUUGGUGGGAUUGUCUGUUUUAGCAGAGCUCCAGUUUCUACCUUUACUGUUAUAAAUGGUAGGUAUUUAAAGUAUUCCACAUUGCAUUUAAUGCAGUCUGUAAGAGGUUGCAUUGUGCCUCCAUUUAUAACUUAAUCAUUCUGUUAUUAUUUUGUUCCUGUUUAAUAGCCUUUCUUUGGAUGUCCAUAGCGUGACCUGUUGUAGCAUUAUGUUCUUUAGUUACUGAUUUGAGAAAGACCUAAUUUGUGCACCUAAAUAAACGUGACAAAGCUGCCAUAGCAUGAGAGUUAAAGUUCUGUUACAGCCCUUGAAAAUCAUCCAACUUUAUAGUCAGGUCAUUAAUUUGGAAUUGUGUUAGCAAGGUCCUUGUCAGGCCUCCUGUGAGACUACCGAAAAAUUUAGGGUUUUCCUAGUGUAAGGAACCCCUGACAAGCAUAGCAUCAAGACAGAAUGCUCACAGGUACUCAUCUAUUUGCCAAGAAGUAAUAACAGAGAAAGUAUAAGUGUUGUUGUACAUGUUUUAAGCUUAUGAUUGUAGGGUCCACCUAAAGGGUGAAUUCUUGUUUUGUCUAGGUGUAGGCUGCCCUGACAGGAACUAGCUGUCUACACAGGUUAUGGUUGCCUCACUGGGAGGUUCCUCUGGCAGUGGACUUCCAUGAGCCCAUCGACUAUGUGUAUGUGUGGCUCUGUCAGCCGUGUAAAUUAUUCCUUCCAGCAAACCAGGUAUAUAUUGUGGAAGAUCUAGACAGAGACGUUAUAUGGUAUCAAAAGCUGAUUGGGUUUCAUAGGUAUGCAAAGGACCAAUGUAAUCUAUUAAUUUCAAAGGAUCUGUCAGGCUUUAUCUUGCCGGUGUAUUCCUUAGGGUGUCUCCAUGCCUUAAAUGUCCUUCAGGGUACACUGAGUAACUACAUAUUGUAAAGUGUGUUGUGCUAUAGGUAGAUUUUGUUUGAAUGCCCAGUUUUUGGUUAUUAUGGUUUAAUUAUUUCAGGUAUGCUUUGUUUAAUUUUCCAUGUGGCCCGACACUUAGUGUCGUUUUGGUGGAUGCGUUGAACUUAGCUUACCUGCUGCAUUGGUGUAUCGUGCUUCUUUGCUCUUUCUGAGUGAUGCACGUAAAUGUGUGCGAUAUAAAUUUUAAUGGUAGGGUUUGUAAUGUGUUGCCGAAUGUCUUUUCCCCAGACUUCUUGGUUGCCAAUUUUCUAGUCAUUUUGUUGACAGCCAAGUGCCAGGGCCAUGUGGCCAAGUCUGGUUCUCUGGGACUGUUGUUCUCUGGAUCUCUCUGUCUCUGGCUCUGUGUGUGUCUCUGACAGUCUCUGGUCUCUGUCUCUGCCUUUCUCUGUGUCUCUUGGUGGAUCUCAACUGGGCUGUCUCUCUGCCUGUCUCUGUUUGUCUGUGUGUGACUAUGUAAUGUCCAUGCACGUGUCUGUCUGUGUUUGUGUGCCUCUCUGCGUCUCUUCCUGCCCAUAUAUCUCUUUUCUGUGUGUAUGUCUCUCUCUGGUUCUCUUCCUCUGUGGGUAUCUCUGUGUUCACGUGUUUUUUAGUGAGCAUGUGUCUCUCCAUGUCUCUCUCUCUUUCUCUGCCUGUGUUUGUGUGUUUCCCUCUCUCUCUCUGCCUCUCUCUCUAUCUCGCUCUCUCUCUCUCUGCCUUUCUUUCUCUCUUCCUGUCUGUCUCUGUUAAUAGCAGAGCCUGUCCGGCAGAGCAGCGGAUGUGUGAGGGAUGAUUCAGUGGCUGACAGGAAGCCCGUCACCCUCCCUGCUGCCCAUCAGUGUCUCUGGCAUUGGCGUCAGCUCGGGCAGGUGUCUGGGCUCAGGAUGGGGUGGCCGCAGUGAGGAGCCCCGACUCUCAGGAGGGCUGCUGGGAGCAGACAUGACCACGGAGCCGGAGCUGCUGUGGACCGGGGUGGCGCUGCUGCUGCUGCUGGGGGCAGCAGCCGGCCUGUGUGUGCGGUGCUCCCGCCCAGGUGCAAAGAAGUCUGAGAAAAUCUAUGAGCAGAGGAGCCUACAAGAGAAUCAACAGAGCUUUGCAGUGGCUCGGACAUACUCCUUGAUCAGGCAGGCAUGGGCAGACCCCCUGGUGGACGCAGCCCCUGACACGGCACAAACAAGGAAGGACAAGCUGCUGCAAUUCUCCCCCAGCGUUGAGGGGUCUGCAACCCCCAGGUACCAGAACUUCAGCAAAGGAAGCAGGCACGGAUCAGAUGCAGCCUACGUAGACCCCGUUGCCGUGGACUAUUACAACUGGGGGCAGUUCCGGAAGCCCCUGGAAGAUGAGGACGACUCCAGUUCCUACCAGAACGUGCUCAUCUGCAGGCCAGGAACCCCCGAGCCAGAGCUUGUCCUGGGUGAAGCACCUCCUUCCCUGGCAGGAAGCCCCGACGAGGACGACAGUGAGCCAGACUAUGUGAAUGAGGUCACGGUGGCCAGGGACACCUAGCAGAACCACAGGAAGUGCAGGAGCCAAGGCAAAAGAGCAAAGGAAGUCGCUGAGCUCACAGAACCGCUUGCUGCCUCUCAGGGAUCACUUUGCCACAACUGCUCCAGUUUACACACCUAGCCGCGUCGUUCUGGAAGGGCCGUGGGCAGCACGGCCUGGGAAGAGGCGCUAGGGAUGGACAGUUACUCUGGGAAUUGCAGAGCCCUCUCCCUGACCUGGGCUUCCACAGGGCGGGGCCGAGUGGUGCGAGGGAAAGGUGGUUCCCACUGUGAUCUGAUGCCAAGAGUGAGGGCAGGUGCACCGCCCACCCCCUAAUCUAAAACAUCCUACAACACUUGUAUUCGCGUCCUUUUUUGCUUUGGAUUUGGAUCCUAAAUUGAUGAUUACUGUCGGCUGCUGCCAUUUCUUAGUGACUGAUAAGCUUGUACAGUUAAUUUAUAUAGGUGGAGCUAUAUUUAAUAUUCUACACUUCAGCCUAGAGAUUUUUGUCUACUUUGUCGCCUAUAAAGCAUUACAUGGACUUAACUUCAGCAUAUUGAUUUGGGGGAGCCUUUUCUCUCCUUUACCCUCUGUGGGGCACUCUUGUCUCUGGGCCUCA
Trichechus manatus latirostris (Florida manatee) is the source of this 3211-nucleotide messenger RNA. It is a transcript of the gene LAT2, whose product is annotated as linker for activation of T cells family member 2. Gene Ontology annotation, cellular component: plasma membrane. Bases 1897 to 2613 code for a protein of 238 amino acids. Gene Ontology annotation, biological process: B cell receptor signaling pathway; B cell activation; calcium-mediated signaling. The record is from RefSeq and is a predicted model, not a curated record. The transcript has 12 exons. NCBI's taxonomy places the organism in Eukaryota, Metazoa, Chordata, Mammalia, Sirenia, Trichechidae.